This is a messenger RNA of Sordaria macrospora k-hell, 1944 nucleotides long. RefSeq lists its product as uncharacterized. NCBI's taxonomy places the organism in Eukaryota, Fungi, Ascomycota, Sordariomycetes, Sordariales, Sordariaceae. The record is from RefSeq and is a predicted model, not a curated record.
AUGGCUGGCCGAGCCUCAUACCCUGACCUGGGUCGGACCGCUCCAGGUCCUGAUCGCUCUGCGCGAUGGGAAAGAGAUCGCUUCUAUGAUGAACGGGAACAAAAUAUGACACUUGAGCGUCACAUUGGCCGCGGCCCUGAUCGCGAACCUCGAUUCGAUGCCCUUCCUAUCCGGACUCGCAACCCGCACGACGACGAUGAUUACUUCCGCCAGGACCGUCGUGUACCUCCACCAAGGGAGCACUCCGUCGAUGAACGCUACACACACGACCGCCGAGGCUGUCGCCCACAUAUCGACGAGGAAGAAGACGAUGAACUCCUCAUUCGUGAACGGCGGCGUGUUAUGUACGACGAUAUGGAGACUCCCCGCCCUCCCUCUACUAUGCGCCGACGACCAUCUCCUUCCGAAAGCUCCUUCACCCGCCGAAGGCCAUCUCCCGAAAGAGAAAGAUUCCGCAGCCCAUCUCCGCCGAGACGCCCUACUGCUAGGAUGAUGCGACGUACUUCCAGUGUCGACACCUAUGACCGAAAGCCAAAGGGCUUCUACGACCGCGAAGAGUACGGUCCGCCACCCAGGAGGUCCGACUACCGCAUUCCUGCCAACGUACCCAUCCCUCUGCCCCGGCACAAGGCAUUGCCUCCACCUAGAGUUUACGCCGAACACGACUACUUCCGAGAUAUCCAAGUCUCGGAUCCUCAUCGAUAUGGUGACGAGGAGUUCCACGCGUUCCAAGGGGGAGAAAAGGUCCGCGAGCGCGAGAUCGAGAAGGAGGUUAUCCACACAAGGCGCAGCCGAAGAGACCGGAGUAGGGACUCGCGUGCUUCACGUGCUACCAGUCGUAGCCAUCGAAGCAGCCGCCGAAGCAGAUCAGUGGCAUCUACCAGUAGCAGCUCCUCGAGUAGCAGCAGCGGCGGUACCACUAUCACAUCAAGGAGCGAGUAUCCUAAGAAGGGGAAGACGAGAAUCCCCACUCGCUUGCUUUCGAGGAGGGCCCUGAUUGAAAGUGGCUAUCCAUUUGUUGAGGAGGGCAAUACUACCAUUAUCCAGAAGGCUCUUGGUCAAGAGCAUAUCGAUCAUUUGCUCAAGAUGAGCGACGAGUACAAGAAAGCUGAGCUUGAAAUCCAAGCUUCCCGCUCGAGUGCCGGUGAUAUCAUCGAGGAACGCGAAGAACACCGCACCGAGAUCAUCGAAUGCACCGACACAGCAAUGCCAGGGCCUCCACAUCACACGACACACUACACUCAAACCACUACACAUCCUCCUCACCCUCACGUCCAUACUACCACCGUACACACCCACCCGCCUGUUCAAGCCACAUAUACCCAACCAGUGAUGGUAAACACGGCUGUGCCCGUACAGACUCGAGAAGUCGACUUCGCAAAGACUGUCCAGGUCCGCGACGUCUCUCCUUCCCGGGCUUCCUCCUACAGCUCUUGGGAUAGUGCCUCGUCUUGGACCGACUCGACCUACACGACGGGUACCUCAUGCUCUACUUGCUCGACCGCAACUGUCACACCACGAGGACAUGUGCACACGCCCCAAGUGGUCCACGUCGCUCACCCAAGAGAAAUGCCGGGAGGCGGAGAGCUGAUGGUUCUCGAUAAGAGCCACAGUAUGAGCCGGAGCCGCAGUCGCCAUCAGAGCCGUAGCCGCCACAGUCGUAGCAAGAGCCGCCACAGUCGUAGCAAGAGCCGCCACCGUUCGUACGAAUCAGAGAGUAUCCGGUCCGAGAUCGACCGCCUCGAGAGACAGCUGGCUCGCAAGGAACGACACGGCAGCAGAGGCGAUCUCGUCAGGGCCGAACGGCUAUCCACCGGCGAGCUGGUCCUGCUCGAGGAGGAAGUUGAAAGGAUCGAGGAGCCUAGCAGGGGCGUGAGGCUUGAGAAGGACAAGAGAGGUCCUCCGCCGAGGUUGAUGAAGGCCAUGUUGGCUACCUUGACCUAA